CAUCAUAUUCAUAUUCCUCUUCCUCUUCCUCUUCAUUUUGUUUCUUUAUUUCUUUUUUCAGUCAUCUUCUUUAUUUGUAUGUGUCUUCCGUUUAUAGUAGAAAAACGCAACUUCUUCUUCUUCUUCAUUAAUUUGACGCAACAACACACCUUUUGCAUGAAGCCCCAGCCACCACAUGGGUCUCUACACCCGCCGCCGCCACGACUCCUCUCCCGGCCCCUUCCCUCCGCUCUCACCGCCGACCAUCUCCGUCCCCUCCCCACUCCUCCCCCACCACCUCCGCCAUGACUCCUCUCCUUUCCCCUUCCCCAACACCUCACCACAACCACCACCACCACCACAUUCCCACGAUUUCCCCCGCCACAACCGCCGCGAAUCCCUACCCGGCGCUGCCCCUUCUUUCCCUCCCACCUCCCCGCCGUCCUCAUCUCUCCAUUCCCGGCGCGAUUCCUACCCCGGCCCCUUCCCUUCGCUCCCCUCACCGCCCUCCUCAACCGCCGACCCUCCUCCUCUCCUCUUCCACGCCCGCCGUGAAUCCUGCCCCGGCCCCUUCCCCUCGCCGCGCCGCCACGAAUCCGACCCGACCCUCCUCCCUUCCACCUCAUCACCCUUUCUCAACCACCCCCGCCACCGUUUCAAACGCCGGCUCGACCUCGACCUCGCGUGGCCCUUCGGCGAGCUUGAAGGCGUUGACGAUGAUGACAAGAGGGAAACCGCCUACGAAAUCUUCUUCACGGCGUGCCGGUCCUGCCCCGGAUUCGGUGGCCGGAGCGCGCUUACGUUUCAUUCCAAGCACGAGAAUGACCACGGCGGCGGAACGCAGACGAGCAGGGUGAAGCAAGCCCUCGGGUUGAAGAUGUUGAGAAGCUCCAUGUAUCAGAGAAUGGUUUCCUUCGGGAGAGGCAGUGGCUGGUCGUCCAUGCCGUCAUCGCCGGUGGCUGACGGAAGCCCGCGGUCCCGGGUCGCGCCGCGGAGGACGAUGACUAUGGCGGAGGUCAUGAGGCUGCAGAUGGGGGUGUCGGAGCAGAGUGAUAGCCGGCUGAGGAAAACCCUCAUGAGGACCCUUGUUGGCCAACUUGGCCGGCAAGCAGAAACGAUAAUCCUCCCCUUGGAACUCCUUCGCCACCUAAAACCUUCAGAAUUCAGCAAUCCCCAUGAGUACCAUUUAUGGCAAAAGAGGCAGCUUAAGAUCCUUGAAGCCGGGCUCCUGUUGCACCCUUCAAUUCCUGUAGAGAAAAACAACACAUUUGCCAUGAACCUCAGGGACAUUAUUAACAGUGCUGAACUUCAACCUCUAGACACUAGCAAAACCUCAGAAACCAUGAGAACCUUCAGCAACGCCGUGGUUUCGUUGUCGAUGAGAAGCCCUAAUGGCAUUCCCACUAACGUUUGCCAUUGGGCUAAUGGAUACCCUGUCAAUAUUCACCUCUACAUUUCUCUUCUUCAAUCGAUUUUCGAUCUCGCUGACGAGACACUGGUCCUUGAUGAGGUAGAUGAGCUUCUUGAGCUGAUGAAGAAAACGUGGUCAACAUUGGGGAUCAAUAGGCAGAUUCACAAUGUGUGCUUCACAUGGGUGCUGUUUCAGCAGUAUGUGACAACUGAGCAGAUAGAACCUGAUCUUCUUUGUGCCUCACAUGCUAUGUUGAAUGAGGUGGCAAAUGAUGCUAAGAAAGAAAGGGACUCUUUGUAUGUUAAGAUAUUGACAUGUGUGCUCAGUUCAAUGCAGGGGUGGGGAGAUAAGAGAUUGCUUAACUACCAUGAAUAUUUCCAGGGAGGGGCUAUUGGACAAAUUGAGAACCUUCUUCCUUUGGCCUUGUUAGCAUCCAAGAUUUUAAGAGAUGUUGCGAACUCUGAUGGGGAAGAGCAACAUAAAGGAGAUAAAACUCCAGUGGAUUUCUCUCGAGAUCUGGUUGAUGAUUAUAUUCGCUCUUCCUUGAAAAAUGCAUUUGAAAAGAUAGGGGAAGCAGCAAAUGUCAAAUCUGCUGAAUCUGAAACAGAGAAAGAAAUAAGUGAACUUAUGCUUCAAUUAGCCCAGGAGACUGAAGAUUUGGCAAUGAAGGAGAGAAAAUAUUACAGUCCAAUAUUAAAGAAAUGGCACACAAUAGCAGCAGCAGUUGGGGCGUUGACGCUGAAUAAUUGCUAUGGACAUGUGCUAAAGCAGUAUUUAAGUGAAGUGAUGACCUCAAUAACAGUUGAGAUAGUUCUAGUACUGCAUAGGGCUAAAAAGCUAGAAGAUGUUUUAGUUCAAAUGGUAGUUGAAGAAACUGCUGAUUGUGAGGAUGGUGGCAAAACAAUAGUGAGAGAGAUGGUUCCCUUUGAAGUUGAUUCAACCAUAAUGGACCUUACAAGAAAAUGGAUAGAGGAGUCACUGCAUGAAGAGAAAGAGUGUCUGCAAAGAGCAAAAGAAACUGAAUCAUGGAAUCCAAAGUCUAAAUCAGAGCCGUAUGCAAAAUCAGUGGUAGAGCUGAUGAAUUUGGCCAAGAAAAUUGUGUACGAAUUCUUCCAAAUCCCAAUAUCAAUAACUGAGGAUUUAGUUGAAGAACUUGCAGAUGGAUUAACAAAAAUCAUCCGAGAGUACAUGAUGUUUGUUGCAGCAUGUGGUUUGAAAGAGAACUACAUUCCCUCACUUCCCCCACUGACCAGGUGCAACAGGAACUCAAAGUUCCACAAGCUGUGGAAGAUAGCUAGGCCCUGCAACGUUAGUUGUGAAGAUCCACACAUAUAUGGAAUAUUAGAAGCUAAUCACCCCCAUUCAUGCACGAGCCGCGGAACACAGCGCCUGUACAUUCGCCUCAACACCUUAUACUACCUCCUUUCUCAAAUCCCCUCUCUUGACAAAUCACUCUCCCUGACCCCACGAGUGGUUCCUUCAGACCGCCACAAGACUCGAAGCACUUCAUACUUUGAAUCAGCAAGCAGCUCCGUCCUUGCAGCCUGCCAGCACGUCUCUGAAGUCGCUUCCUACCGCCUCAUAUUCCUCGACUCAAACUCCUUCUUCUAUGACAGCCUCUAUGUUGGCGAUGUAGCGAAUGCCCGGAUAAACCAUGUCCAUGCCUUGACAACCCUCAAGCACAAUAUCAAACUAAUGACUGCAAUUCUGACAGAGAGAGCUCAAGGACCUGCAGUGAAGGAAGUCAUGAAGGCCUCUUUUGAUGCAUUUCUCAUGGUUUUGCUUGCGGGGGGAACGUCAAGGGCGUUUAAUGAGUCCGAUCAUCAGAGUAUCCUAGAGGACUUUGAAGGUCUGAAGCAGGAAUUCCGCACUUGUGGAGAAGGAUUUGUGGCAGAAAAUGUGGUGGAGAAAGAGGCUGAGAAAGUGGAGGGAGUCAUUGCAUUGAUGGGGAUGAGCACUGAAGACUUGAUGGAGAAUUUGAGUAGCUUGUCAAGUGAAUCAAGUGGAAUAGGAAUUGUUGGGAAUGGGCAGAAGUUGCCAAUGCCUCCUACUACUGGGAAGUGGAAGACAACAGACCCCAACACAAUAUUGAGGGUAUUGUGCUAUAGAAAUGAUAGAGUUGCAAAUCAUUUUUUGAAGAGGACAUUCCAGAUAGCUAAAAGGAGAUGACAACAAAAGAGGCUGAUAGUGGGCCUAAAGAAUGGGUUUUGAUAUAUUCACACAUAUUCAUCUUCUGUCCCAUUUCCGCCCAUUUUCUCUUCUUACUCUUACUCUAUUCCUAUAUGUCUCUGGGUGCGGAUGAAAUUGGGAUGUGAACAAAUUAUUUUUGUAAAGUUAUAGGGUAUAAAUUAGGAAGAAUAGGAAAGGAAGGGGGAUCAUUCCCCAGACCAUUGUAUGUAAAUGUGUAACAACGUGAAUCUGUUAGUUACUUAUUGUGUUAAAUAGGGAGAGAAGGGGCAGGGAAGGGAGUAGGAAAACAAUGGAAAGGAGUUAGUGGAACUGUCUGUGUCUCAUAUACUACCUCUGAAUCUCAUUGAUAAGGGGGAUUUUGUUGUAUUUCUCCUCCUGUUAUGGUUAGGUUCUACCAUAGGCAUAUUAAUUUUUGUUUGUGGUUGAAGUUAAAGAAUCCAAUUUGUAACAAGUUGUGGCAAUAUAUUUUUUUUCUUUUUCCUCCUAA
Molecule: messenger RNA, 4067 nt
Organism: Lotus japonicus
Lineage: Eukaryota; Viridiplantae; Streptophyta; Magnoliopsida; Fabales; Fabaceae
Product: protein unc-13 homolog
Exons: 5
Coding region: 176-3559 (1127 amino acids)
Source: RefSeq, a predicted model, not a curated record